This is a messenger RNA of Xiphias gladius (swordfish), 4126 nucleotides long. RefSeq names its product HPS1 biogenesis of lysosomal organelles complex 3 subunit 1 (gene hps1). The transcript is spliced from 17 exons. Lineage: Eukaryota; Metazoa; Chordata; Actinopteri; Istiophoriformes; Xiphiidae. Bases 1499 to 3544 code for a protein of 681 amino acids. Gene Ontology annotation, cellular component: BLOC-3 complex. The record is from RefSeq and is a predicted model, not a curated record. Gene Ontology annotation, biological process: vesicle-mediated transport; melanosome assembly. Gene Ontology annotation, molecular function: guanyl-nucleotide exchange factor activity.
CGGCGGCAGCGGCGGCAGGAGCGGGAGCGGGAGCAGGAGCGUCCAGGAGCCGCAGCCGGAGCUUUUCGGGAGCACGGACGCUGGACCGAGAUGCCGGGAUCCCCCGACGCAGGGAACGGGGCGUGAGUCGUUGCGACAGGACUGCGUGUUUGUUUCGUACACGGUCGGUCAGUACGCAUGAUGGGGGAAGUUAGGAGGUUCGGUGAGGGGAAGUAACGCAGGGCUCUAGGUAAAACGCGGGACGGAGUUUACGGAUCGGAUCAGCUUAGGAUGACCCAAAAAUAAAAUAAAAUAAAACAACAUCACUUAGAAACAGCGGAUCUCAAAGGAUCAGCACUGGGUUUAGUUCAAGAGAAUUUCACAACACGCUGGGUUCCAGCGCAUUAAUACGAUCAGAUGCAUUUCUGCCUUUCCAUGGAGGUGCAAGUAGAAAAAAAAUAUAUAUUUCUGUUUUCUAAUAAUCAUCGUUUAUGACCUUGCCAGUGGAUCUUUCUGUAAUGUAAAUGAAAGUGCAAGGAACUCUGUACUAUACCCAAAAGCCUCUAUUUAGACAUGUCAAGAGUAAAACUAAAUAAAGGAUAUUAGAUUUAGUAUAGAGGCACCGGGCCCCAGUCACCCAUUUAUCAAUAAAUGAAGGCUGAUCUCACCAGAUCUAAGAAAAAGACCAGUGCCACUUAAUCACUGCUCUUAUAAUAUACCUCUUGAAGUGAAGUUGCGUAUCUUGGACUCGUAUCUUCUUUACUGUGUUUUUUUUUUAUUUUUAUUUUUUAUCUGUGCUCUCAUCAGAGGUUGUCAUGGAUAAAAUAUCAGCUGCUAGAGACUGUUUAUUUUAGUUCAAAAGGUCAUGGAGUGUGGGGGGGAAAAAGUUUCCCCCGGCUUUCAGGGGAGCCGAAAAGCCAGGGGCUGUUAAAAACUGUCUGGCUGUUUUUAAAAAAGACUGAAAAUCAGAUUGAUGUUCGUACCUUUGAACUGCAUGCCAUGGUAAAUGAUCAUGUUCUCUGAUUUCUUUCAGAUCAAAUGGUGACACGUGUAGUUAAUAAAUGUUUAUGUCUUCUUUAUGUAUUCUACAAAACUGCGUUUCACAGUUUCAAUUCAAAAUCCUCACUUCAUGACAACGUUCUUAGUGUAUGGUCAUCGAAAAUGAAAUCCAUCCAUAGAAAUUAAGUUUAUGUUGGAAUGUUAAAAAAGUAACUGGGAUUAUUUGAGUAUUGAGUGCAACUUCAACAUUUUAUCACUAGUCCCAUUUUAUUUGAUAGCGCUGCGGUUCCUCUCUGCCCCUCACACUCAAGAUGUCAAACCCCUCUCCUUUUUGGAUAUGCCCCAGCUGUGAAUAGUAACCUGUCAGACCUCUAUACUUUACAAAAUCCCUCCCCAGACUCUGUUAAGUCGUUUGUCUGAGUACCUUUAACCUUUUUCUUUAUAGCAUAAAGCAUGUGGAGUGCUUGGAGUAAAUAGGACACCCCAGUAAAGCAGGGACAGGUGUGCAUCAGAUGUCCAGAUGAGGUGCUUGCUGAUAGCCAGCGAGAGCGCCGAGGUCCUCUUCCACUGGACUGACCCAGAAUUUCAGCAGAACAUCCAGGAGCAGUAUGGGGCGUCUCAAGAGGACGGCCAGGGGCUUCCAGCCUUCGAGGACAGCAUCAGCACUCUGUUUGCUCCCAUCAUCAUCUCCUGCAGCACCAUGGUGGACAGGCUGGGUGACAGCUACACCUCCUUCACCACAGAAAACAACCACAUCUACGUCCUACACCAGUUUGAUGAGUGUCUCUACAUUGCUGUGAAUGGCGACGGCGAGGAGGGAGAGGACGAUCUGAGGAGGAAGAUCUACGUGAUGAAGAAGAUGAUCGAGGUCCUGUUCGGCAUGGUCACCCUCAGCAGUAACCUCAUCAGGAAAGAAUUGCGUCCUCAGGACACGGAGCAGAGAGCGAGGCUGUGGAAGCAUCUCCAGAGCCUGCUGGAGACCUACAGCCACCUCCGAGAGAACGACCAGAGCUUCUUAGUGGAGGCAGUGGAGAGGCUGAUCCACCCCACGCUGUGCGAGCAGUGCAUCGAGUUCCUGGAGCGCCGCUUGGUCCAGCAGCUCAACACCAGCGUGGAGAGAGCAGGAGAGGAGGUGUUGCAUGCCUUCAUCCUGGUUCACACCAAGCUGCUCGCCUUCUACUCCAGCCGUAAUGCGAGCACACUUGCCACCUCAGACCUGCUGGCCCUCAUCAUCAUGGCACAGAAUAUGUAUCCUAGCAACGUAGACCUGGAUGAUCCAGGUCCUGAGGACAUUGAGAGUACGUCCGGUUCUGGUCCUGAAAGUUUUUACACCCCAGAGCCGUCCCCUACAGACAGAGACUCAAGCAGUUCAGACAAGCCAGUGAGAGGAAGCACCCCUGUGUUUGAGUUUAUGGACCCAGACGUCCAGAUGGCAGAGGACAGCUUGCGGACUCUGGAAGUUCCUCCUCCAGACCCUUCAACCCCUCGCAGAGUCUUCUUAGAGAUCUCAGGCAAAGAUGGGCUAUAUCCCAUGAUGCCUCACUCCAUGUACUGUCUGCCACUGUGGCCUGGCAUCACACUAGUGCUGCUAACUAAGAUUCCCACCAAUGCAGUUGCCAUGUCCGUGUACAAGUUUUUGGAGACAUUCGCUAAGCUGGAGAAGCGUUUAAGUGAAGGCCAAGAAGGUUCUGCUGCUACCAGAGGCCAGCUGAAUAUACACGACAUCCGCAGCAAACUGGAUAAAUUCAUUAAAGCCUUGGGGCCUAGUGAGUUACAGUCUGCACAGUUACAAAAUGUCUGGACAGAGUUCAAGAACCGAGCCUUUGCCAGAGGAGGACCUGGGCUAACCAAAGAUCUUAUCCCGUGGUGUAAGAAUAUGAAGACCCAGCUGUGUGGCAUAUACCGACAGUGUUUUCUUAUUGACUCUGGACCAGCCGACUUUCCUCGACGUCUCUCCCCGGGUCUGCAGGAACGAGCCCAGACCAUGGUGCAAGAGAAACUGAUGGACUGGAAGGACUUCCUGUUGGUGAAAAGCAAGAGGAAUAUCACCAUGGUGUCUUACCUGGAGGAUUUCCCAGGCCUCGUCCAUUUUAUCUGUGUGGACCGAUCCACCGGGCAAAUGAUUGCGCCGUCGCUCAACAUCACAGAACGCACCACGUCUGAGCUAGGGAAGGGGCCGGUGGCUCAGUUCAUCAAAAGCAAGGUUUGGAGCCUGGUCAGCACAACGCGCCGCUUUCUCCGGAAGGGCUACUCCACUGUCACACUGCGCGAUGGAGACUUCUACUUCUGCUACUUCCUCUGGUUUGAAAAUGAAACGGGCUACAAGUUAGAGGCAGGGGACAUACCCAUCCUACCUGAUGACUCUGCCCCCAUUGGGAUGCUUGCCUGGGACUACUACAGCAGGAAGCUGCUGCGGUACUACAGUAAGAGUCACCAGGGUGAGGUGGUGAAGUGCUACGAGCUGCUGACAGUUCACCUGGGGGUCAUCCCCACCGAGAUCAUCCUCCAGCACUGCAGACAGCUGGCAAGCAAACUGUGGGAGCCUUCGCGCAAUCCGCUGCUGUAGACAUACCCACACACUUGAACUGAGUCACAGUAGCCAAGGUACACAUUACUGCAUUAUCACUGCCAAGAACAAGAAAAACAUUCUCUCACCCUCUAUAUACACUCUGUCGGGUGCCCGUGUUCCAUGUUUCUUGAAUUUUCGUUGUGUAAAAGGUCAUGUAUCCUGUGAUAUUUUGACCUACAAUUAUUUAUUGGAAGCACUUACGUUUAUGAUUAGCACAAUUGGAACACCGUUGUGCGCUUAUGCACUAUUUUGUCUUGUAGGAAGUACAUUGACAAGAACACUCCUCAAUUUUUGUAGAUUGUAAUAUAUUCUUGAAUACUCAUUUAUAACCUGUUUUACUAUUUAUAAGUAAUACUGGAGAUGGUUUCACUGUAUCUUUUUUUUUUUGUUUUUGUUUUUUUUCCCCCCACUUUUUAAAAAUUUGCAGCUGAUUGAUUUUUAUAAAUGCAGAUACUGUCCAUUUGUGUCUUUACUACUGCUAGUGUCAUAACUUAUACGAAUGUAAACAUGCAAUAAUAUUAACUGUGUGGCUCCUUAAUACAGAUUCUUUUUUGUAAACAAUAAAUAUCAGUAGUUUCA